AUGGGAAGGCUCGGAGCGAAACUCGUGUUGGGCCUGUUGUCGGCUUUACACCCAGCAUUCGGCGUGGAUAUUGGCAUUUAUUAUGAAAGCAGGUGCCCAGCGAGCCAGCUGUUCAUUACUGAGCAACUGCAGGAUGCAGCGCAGCAUGCGAAGGAGCUGCAACUUGCCAAGGUAGCCAUACACCCAGUCCCCUACGGCAACACGAAGGAGAGACUGACAGAAACAGGGCAUUACCAAUACGAAUGUCAGCACGGACCUGAGGAAUGCUACUUAAACAGAGUGGAGGCCUGCGGUCUGGCGCUUAUGAAGGAGGCUGAAAUCGACGUGUGGGCCCCGUGGCUCGACUGCGUAAACAAGAGUCAGCUGGAUGCGGCUAGCCUGAUCAAGGCUGAGGCGCACAUUACUAAGGCUAUCGCAGCCAGCCAGCUGGCCAUUGCUGAGGCACGUCGAGCUCUUGCUGCAGCAAAAGCAGCAGCUGAGGCGGAGAGGCACGGCGACGUGGGGCCUGCAGCCAGAGAAGCUGCAGCUGCGGCAAUGGCAGCAGCAAAGGCAGCCAACGACGCUGCAGUGUCCUCUGCAGAAGUAACUGCUGCGGCUGCAGCAGCGGCAACAGGGGGCCGCAAUUCUUGGGUCAUGUGUAAAGUUGACCUUCCAAGUACACGCGCAAAUAUGCUAAUCUUUGAAAUUCUUGUCUGCAGCCUGUCCCCAGCAGGAGAAAGGUUGCAACACCUCAUGGCCGAGCAAACUCCUGAGCACGACCGCGUGCCCUGGAUAACAGUGGACCGACAGCACUCGGCAGUGGGAGAGAAGGACCUCCGCUGCGCCAUAUGCACAUCCUCAGCUGGCAAGGAGGAGAGCCUGAAAGCUUACUGUGCGGGGAAAGAGGGCUGCGACAAACAGCGGAAACAGCAGUCACAGCAGCAGCAGCACGUGCAGGGGCAACAGAAGGCGGAGGAAGUACAACAGAGGGGAGCAGGAAGUUUGGUGGUGACUGACAUGUACCGGAUUUUCGCUCAAGAUGAAGUUUAG
This is a messenger RNA of Eimeria necatrix, 1029 nucleotides long. Its product is annotated as interferon gamma-inducible protein 30, putative. NCBI's taxonomy places the organism in Eukaryota, Apicomplexa, Conoidasida, Eucoccidiorida, Eimeriidae. The record is from RefSeq and is a predicted model, not a curated record. Gene Ontology annotation, molecular function: oxidoreductase activity, acting on a sulfur group of donors, disulfide as acceptor. The transcript is spliced from 6 exons. The coding region runs from base 1 to 1029 and encodes 342 amino acids.